AUGGCAUUCGGCGCCCCCUCCCACCGUAUCGAGUCCCAGCUCGCAGCCACUGCCCUCAUCCUCUCUAUCGACGCGCAAUUCAUUCACCUCCCCUCCCUCGUCAUCGCCUCUUUCGGCGACCCCGACACCCGAACGUCCGAAACCCACUUUAUCAAGUCCGGCGCCAACCUCGACCUUGGAAAGCUGCACCAGGUACAUCGCAUCUAUCGCGCGGUGGUACAUGACGAGAUGGGGCCAGAGGAGGGGACGCGGGAGUUGCACGAGAUACUGCAUAGUCCCAGAGUAUGGAAGAGGUGGGAGAGGAUGAUAUUGGCUUUUCUGAGCUGUGGGUUGAUUGCGCCCAUGUUCUUCGGUGGGAGCGUGUUGGAUGCGAUAGCGUCAGGGGCGUUGGGGAUGAUCAUGGAUGUGCUGUCGGGAGUAGCGGGCGGGGCAGACAUGUAUUCAAACGUUUUUGAGAUUACCACAGCGACGGUCAUUUCAUUCGUCGCCCGCGGGCUGAGCGUGACCGGUAUCUUCUGCUAUGGAGCCACGGCGUCUGCUGGGGUCUGCCUGAUCCUACCGGGAUAUGCCAUUCUAUGUGGCUCCCUCGAAUUAGCGAGCAAGAAUCUCGUCUCGGGGAGUGUUCGGAUGGUCUACGCCAUCAUCUACUCGUUAUUCCUCGGCUUCGGCAUUACCAUCGGUUCCGACCUCUUCUACAUUGUCGAUCCCCCAGCCCGACGCGCUGCCGAAGCCAUUCUGACCUUUGGCGCCGAAACCAUCUCCGAGAUCUACCUCAUCGGUCUCGUCCCUCUUUAUUCCUUCCUCACUGGCUUGUGGCUGUAUCAGCCCCUCCGAAGUAAGGAGCUGCCAGUGAUGGUAUUAAUAAGCUCGGUCGGGUUUGGGGUGUGUAAUGCCGCUGGGAGGUGGAUCUUUAAUCGGGACGACGUGGUUUCGGCCUGUGGGGCUUUCGUUAUUGGAAUAAUGGGGAAUGUGUAUUCGAGGAUAUUCAAGGGCACGGCGUUCACAUCCAUGGUGCCUGGGAUUCUCUUCCUCGUUCCGUCCGGUAUAUCAGCUGCUGGCGGUCUCGCCGCCAACGCUCGAGACAGACAUCAGUCUGACGCAUUCUCAGCGGGGCUUCUGAUCGGGGCGAGAAUGAUCCAGGUGUCGAUCGGCAUCACUGUGGGGCUCUUCGCUUCGGGGAUGUUGAUCUAUUCGUUCGGACGGAAGAAGGGAGCGUUGUUUGCGUUCUAG
Dioszegia hungarica is the source of this 1230-nucleotide messenger RNA. RefSeq lists its product as uncharacterized. The record is from RefSeq and is a predicted model, not a curated record. The transcript has 8 exons. Gene Ontology annotation, biological process: transmembrane transport. Gene Ontology annotation, molecular function: transmembrane transporter activity. NCBI's taxonomy places the organism in Eukaryota, Fungi, Basidiomycota, Tremellomycetes, Tremellales, Bulleribasidiaceae. Bases 1 to 1230 code for a protein of 409 amino acids.